GACAAAUAUAACACUGGCCGCCGGGGUUGGUUUCACUCUCAGCUAGCGUCAAAGUCAAUCAUGGCCAUAGCCGCCGCCAUCUCCGUUCCUCUCACCUCUCUAAAUCGCCGAUCACUCACCUCCUUCCUUCCUCCUCAAUCAUCUCCUUCUCCCGUUCUCAAACUCAACUCCCUCACCAAAACCGUCAGCCCUCGCUUACGCCUAGUAGCGGCGACGGCGGCGUCAAUGAGCGUGGAAGCGGCCGAGAAGGCGUCGCCGGCUUCUUUUCUCGACCGGAGAGAAGCCGGAAUCCUUCACUUCGUCAAGUACCACGGCCUCGGCAACGACUUCAUCCUGGUUGAUAAUAGGGACUCGUCGGAGCCUAAGGUUACGCCGGAGCAAGCGGUGAGGCUAUGUGAUCGGAACUUUGGAAUUGGCGCCGAUGGAGUCAUCUUCGCGCUUCCUGGCGUCAAUGGCACCGAUUACACCAUGAGGAUUUUCAAUUCCGAUGGAAGCGAGCCGGAGAUGUGCGGUAAUGGAGUCCGGUGUUUUGCGAGAUUUAUUGCAGAGCUUGAGAAUCUACAUGGGAACCAACGCUUUACAGUACAUACUGGCGCUGGUCUGAUUGUUCCAGAGAUUGUAGAUGAUGGGAAGGUUAGAGUUGAUAUGGGAGAGCCAAUUCUUAAAGCAUCAGAUGUACCCACAAAAUUACCUCCAAACAAGGAUCAUGCUGUUGUUAAGGCAGGUUUAGAUGUGGAUGGAGUAACCUGGAAUGUAACUUGUGUCAGUAUGGGAAAUCCUCACUGUAUAACAUUUGGAACAGAAGGAGACCAGGAUUUGCAGGUUGAUGAAUUGAAUUUAGCUGAAAUUGGUCCAAAAUUUGAGCACCAUGAGGUGUUUCCAGCAAGAACUAACACAGAAUUUGUGCAAGUUUUCUCUCCUUCACACGUCAAAAUGCGAGUCUGGGAAAGGGGUGCAGGAGCAACACUGGCUUGUGGAACUGGUGCUUGUGCUGUAGUUGUAGCAGCAGUUCUAGAGGGGCGUGCUUCUCGGAUUUGCACGGUUGAUUUACCGGGAGGACCAUUGCGGAUCGAGUGGAGAGAGGACAAUCACAUUUACAUGACUGGCCCAGCCGAAGUAGUUUUCUACGGAUCUGUACCCUUGUAAUUACUUUCAACUAAAUUGUUGUAUUUAUAGAUAGAUUCUGUUAUUUAACUUCAGUUGAGUUCUAUAGGAUUGCAAGUGGUUCUGAUUGCACAUACAUUGAAUAAUCUUGUUUCUCUAUCUUUAUAAAACUCAAAUUUGUACUCGCAUUUUGUUUCUGCUUGAUAAAGAACCGUGUUACAGAUGGG
Messenger RNA from Argentina anserina (silverweed cinquefoil), 1331 nucleotides. RefSeq names its product diaminopimelate epimerase, chloroplastic. Gene Ontology annotation, cellular component: cytosol; cytoplasm. The transcript has 9 exons. Gene Ontology annotation, molecular function: diaminopimelate epimerase activity. The coding region runs from base 61 to 1146 and encodes 361 amino acids. The record is from RefSeq and is a predicted model, not a curated record. Lineage: Eukaryota; Viridiplantae; Streptophyta; Magnoliopsida; Rosales; Rosaceae.